AUGCACGGGCAUGCGCACCACAACCAUGAGCGCAAGGUGGAGGAUCUGGAAGAGCGAGGAAAUGUUGUGAUCGUCUACCAGACUUUGGACGCCAAUUUCGACGGACCUGUGGGUGGCUAUCGAACCGGCGACCCGGGAACGACCGAAGCCGAGACUGCGACACACAAGAACGUGGGCGUGGGCCCUGCUGUUGGAGCGACUGCGACAGCAACUAAGGAAAAGACUACUGAGACUAAGGCGACUGAUGAGGCUACCACCACAUCUAAGGAGGAAGCGGCUACCACCAAAGAGACCGAGGCCCUCACGACUCAAACUUCAGCGCAGAGCACGGAAACUACGAAAGCUGAAACGACUGAAAAAACGGCCAAGCAAGCAUCGACCACCGAGUCCCAGAGUACUGCAACCUCCUUUGUAACUUCGGCAUCCCCUACCGCGGAGACUAGCCAGGAUGUCAACGAUCUUCUCGCCGCAACUUCCACUGGAUCGGCCACUGAUUCGGCCGCCUCGGCCUCUUCCACUGCCAUUGGUAGUUCCACCACUUCUGCUGGCAUGUCCGGGGGUGCCAAGGCUGGCGUGGCCAUUGGUGUGAUCCUUGGUGUGGGUGUGAUUGCCGCCCUGAUCUUUUUCAUCGUUCGCAAGAAGAAGAGAAGCCAAGAUGGUUAUCAACAGGAGAACGAGAAGGCAUUUGGAGGUGAAGGCCUGCCCGAAGGAGGCCUCGCAGCUUCUCUGCCACCACCUCCUAAGCCUCUGACUCCCUCGACUCCUCCGGUACUCAAUGUUCGCCCUGUUACUCAAUUCGCACCCGACCUCAGUGGCGGCGGUGGUAUCAACCCGGCUACCGCUGGUGCUGCCGGUGCUGCAGCCGGCUCAGCAGCCAUUGCUUCUCGUAACCUCACUGGUGACUCGCCGCCCCCCACUCCUCCCAAGUCGGCUGGCAGCAGCCCCAAUCCAUUUAAUGACCCCGUGAAUCCUUUCGGUACUGCCGAUACCCCUGUGUCUGCCCAUGCACCUUCCGUUUCCGAGGCCAGCAAUGGAACCUCUGGAUCGACUAUGGCAGCUGCAGCCGUCGGCACUGCUGCGGCUGGCGCCGUUGCAGGUGCUGCAGCCGCCUCUCAUGAGUCCAAGGAGGAGACUGCUCGUCCCGGGACUGCAGGUUCACGCGCUCAUUCCCCCACUGUCUCCCCUCAAUCCUCGACGAGCCCUGUCAAUGGUUUCUCUGCCGCUGCUGCCGGGCCUACAGUUGAACUAGCAGGCGCCGCGGCAGGAGCUGCUGGUCCCAACAAUGUUCACCGUGUGCAACUCGAUUUCAACCCGUCCAUGGAGGACGAGCUUGGUCUUCGUUCUGGUUCCCUGGUGCGGCUGCUUCACGAAUACGACGAUGGAUGGGCUCUCUGUAUCCGCCUUGAUCGCUCUCAGCAAGGUGUGGCCCCUCGGUCUUGCCUCUCGGCCCGCCCUGUGAUGCCUCGCCCUCGCCCACCUCCUGGCAAUCCUGGCUCGCGUGGCCCACCCAUCAUGGGCCCUGAUGGCCGCCCCAUGGCGCCUCCUGGCCGAUUCUAUCCCCAGGAUGCACGCCCGAGAUCUCCCUCUGGCCCUGGCUUCGCUGGUCCUCCUGGCUCUUACCCGGGCACUCAAGUGUCGCCUGUUCAGUUCCCAGCUGUUCCUCGUUCCAUGUCUCCUGGACCUGGCCGACCUGGUCCACGUGCGAUGAGCCCCGGCCCAGGAGGAAUGCCUGUUCCCCGUUCUAUGUCUCCCGGACCUGGUGGUAUGCCCGGUCCUCGCUCCAUGUCUCCCAGUGCCGGCCGACCUAGUCCCCGCUCAAUGAGCCCUGGUCCGUAUGGCCAUCCCGGAAUGCAGCGCCCCCAGAUGCCCGUCAACCAACGCCAACGCAGCAACAGUGCCGGCAACAUGGCCCCUCCUAACAUUGCCGCCGCUGCCCCGCCGGUCUCCAGUCCACUAGCCGCUCCCGUUCCCGCCCCCACUGGCGAGCUUCCAGCUAUUCCGAGUUCCGCACCGACCUCGCCCUCGAGCUCGCAGGUCUCGCGCAAGCCCGUCCCCGCCCAGGACGCUUAA
This is a messenger RNA of Penicillium arizonense, 2070 nucleotides long. Its product is annotated as SH3 domain protein. Gene Ontology annotation, molecular function: protein binding. NCBI's taxonomy places the organism in Eukaryota, Fungi, Ascomycota, Eurotiomycetes, Eurotiales, Aspergillaceae. The record is from RefSeq and is a predicted model, not a curated record. The coding region runs from base 1 to 2070 and encodes 689 amino acids. The transcript is spliced from 2 exons.